UAUACAGUGAAUGCAGCAUAUCGUAGUUGGGGAAGUAGGAGACAAAUGAAAAGAGACGCGAUUGACUUCUGGAAACUUUUCUGAUUUGUUCUCACAAUCCACCGCUAACCCCGCCUUCAACAAGGAUUACAAUAAACACGAAUCAGGGCUGAGCCAUGGCGAAUAUUCAGAUCCGUAAGUAUCGGGACGAAGACUCUGAGGCAGUGAGGGACACCUACACCAUGGGGAUGAGCGAGCACGUGCCCUCCUCCUUCAUGCACAUGCUGAAACAGCCACCGACCCAAAUGGUGCUCAUGUGCCUGUUCUGCGCCCUCAUCACCAGCUCCAAGUCCUUCCUGUUACCCAUCCUGGCCGUCACCCUGGUCCUGGCUGGGGCCCGGCAGUUNCAAGUCAUUUGCAUCAAACUUAUAACCUUGAAAGCGCAGCAGGAAGAAUGCGCCUGCAUGUUUGGAGUGAACGCAUGUCGUGUACGCCGCAGUCACCGCAGGAUGGGCAUCGCUAAGGCUCCUGUGUCGGACAUUGCUGAAUUUACUCGUGAACGAGGUUUUGCAGCCGUUUUGCUGUUCACCUCUGUGGUGCAGACAGACGCUCAGAAGCUGUAUGAGGACAUGGGCUACAAGAAGAUACGAGAGUUUGUUAUUCCUGAGCUUGCUGCAAAAAUCAUGAACUUUACUCUGAUGGAGUACAGACUGGAUUUACAGAGAGAGGGGAAAAGUGAAUGAGUUGUUAAUUCAAUUAGACACAAAGACUAUAACAUUUUAGGGUUAAGGAACCGUCCAUUUAUCCAGUUGCAAUACUUACAUUUUGCCAGCAUUCAUUGGCCGUAAAGGGACAGUCAUGAUCGUUUAAAGUUGGGUUGUAGGAAGUACAGUAUAGCCCUUUUGAACUUGUAACUGAAGAUGUUGUAUCAUUGUAUGCUUUUCCCAAAGCCACCAGACUUUAUUUAAAAAACAGAAAUGUUACUGUUACAUUUCAGUUGUUGUCAAUAGAGCCUGGUUGAAAGACUCCAGAUCACUGAUUCGGUUCUCCGUCUAAAAGCAUGAUAAAGCAAUGGGAAUAUUUUAAAUCAAGCAAAACAAAUAUUUCAACUUAAUGGCUUGGAAACCAGGCUGGCACCAAACUAUUCCUUUAGGUCGAUAAACCACAGGCAACAGUAUCCACAUAAAGAACAGUUUACUCUACACAGGUUAAUAACAUGUUAGUAUGUUGAAUAAGCUACUUGAAAGUAAUUGUAUUAUUUAAUUUUCUAAAUGAUUUCCUUUUACAUGACACUUAUAGAAUAAACUAAUGGUUAAACAUA
Molecule: messenger RNA, 1300 nt
Organism: Notothenia coriiceps (black rockcod)
Lineage: Eukaryota; Metazoa; Chordata; Actinopteri; Perciformes; Nototheniidae
Product: probable N-acetyltransferase camello
Molecular function (GO): N-acetyltransferase activity
Source: RefSeq, a predicted model, not a curated record